CGGGCGGCCCGCUCGCUCGCAGCACAUACACAGGCUCCAAGGCGCUGGCGCCGGGGCCGCGGGAAGGAGGUGACUUCGUUCCCUGCGGCGGACGCGGCCCAGGGUACCCGGAGCCUCCCGGGGCCCCGAAAGCAGCGGCCUCCCCUGGCUCGGUAGGCGGCGCGGGACAUCCAGGAUCCGGCAGUAGUGAAUGCUUCACAACGAGCGGAGAUCUCCUAGCAACCUUCCUUAGGAAUUCUGUCUGGCCCUGAUUAGAAAACUGGAGUCAAGGCCCUGAGAUUGAUGACUUUGUCUUGGGAGUCGGUGAGAAGGUGAAACCAAAGGCCAACAUGGGUCAGAAGGUCACCGGAGGGAUCAAGACUGUGGACAUGCGGGACCCCACAUACCGACCCUUGAAGCAGGAGCUCCAGGGUCUGGAUUACUGCAAGCCCACCAGGCUGGACCUGUUGCUGGACAUGCCCCCCGUGUCCUACGAUGUCCAGCUGCUCCAUUCCUGGAACAAUAAUGACCGCUCGCUCAAUGUCUUCGUGAAAGAGGAUGACAAGCUGAUCUUUCACCGGCAUCCGGUGGCCCAGAGCACGGACGCUAUCAGAGGCAAAGUUGGGUACACACGUGGGCUUCAUGUGUGGCAGAUCACGUGGGCCAUGAGACAACGAGGCACACAUGCCGUGGUGGGGGUGGCCACGGCAGAUGCCCCCCUGCACUCCGUCGGGUACACAACCCUCGUGGGGAAUAACCACGAGUCCUGGGGCUGGGACUUGGGGCGCAACAGGCUCUACCAUGAUGGCAAGAACCAGCCAAGUAAGACGUAUCCAGCCUUUCUGGAGCCAGAUGAGACGUUCAUCGUCCCUGACUCCUUUCUUGUGGCCUUGGACAUGGAUGAUGGGACCCUCAGUUUCAUUGUGGAUGGACAGUACAUGGGAGUGGCUUUUAGGGGCCUCAAGGGUAAAAAACUCUAUCCUGUAGUGAGUGCUGUCUGGGGCCACUGUGAGAUCCGCAUGCGCUACUUGAACGGACUUGAUCCCGAGCCCCUGCCUCUCAUGGACCUGUGCCGGCGCUCGGUGCGCCUGGCCCUGGGGAAGGAGCGCCUGAGCGCCAUCCCUGCACUGCCGCUGCCCGCCUCCCUCAAGGCCUACCUCCUGUACCAGUGACUUGUGCCCCAGGAUUGCAGUACAACAGCCACCUGGUGCCAACUCACUGAGCCGUCAGGGCCACUGCACCCAGCGCCUGGGACGGACGCCCGCCUUCAGCCAUGGGCCGAAGCCCCUGUUCUUCCUCCUCAUCCUCCCAGCUGCCUCUGCUGGGAAAGAUGCCAACAGGACUCCUCUCCUUCCUUCGCAGUGCGGGCCAGAGCAGCAGCAUGCAAGCCCCCCGCCCCCCUCCCCGGAACCAGAUGCCGAGAAUAAACUCCUAGGAAAGCCUCCACAGGCACCUGUCUGCUCUUGGGCAGGGCGGGCCGCAGCCAUCUGUGUGUUCUGAUUGGUAGGAUGUGUGAGAGGUGCUAAGGUUCAAGGGCAGAUCCCAGGAGCGGGAAGGGCCAGGAUCAGUCCACACAAAUGAAGCUCAGGACAUCAUGCACCAUGGCCACCAAGGCAGACUCCUAAGCCAGCCCACCCUGGGGCCAGUGAGCACCCAGCCUUGAGGCCGGCUGCUGGUGCUCCAUGCCCUGUAUUUAUUCUUUAAAAAGUAACAAAGGCCAUUUAUUUAUUCCAUUUAAAAAGGAAACCUUGUUCGGUCACCUUUCUCCAGCGUGUUCUGUUGCUUUUUCCCCACCUGCCACCUCCCUGGGAUGUGUGUGCCACACCUGUCCUUCUCCCUGGACAUGCCUGUGGCAUGUGAGUCGGAGUGCUCAGGCACAAGGGUGGCUUUGUCUACAUCCCUCGACCUAGUUUCCAGGGGGCUCUGCAUUAUCCUCAUGUGCAAUACGAGAGUCCCCAGGAACCCCUCAGAGGGCUGUGCAGGUCCCCGUGUUCCCAGGUGACUCUCACCGUGAGCAUAUGUACAUCGUGGCAUGUGUUUAGGUUUCUUUCGUCUUCCAUGACUUUUUGGUAUGAGUUUGAUUUUGCACCUGUUUUUCUAGCUGAGAUUUCCCAAGGGCAUCCUCAGAGGCUCAAAGGACCACCGGAACAAGGACAGGGGCCAGCAGGGUCUCCAUCUCCUGGGAAGCCACAGGCAGAGCGGGACAGAAAUCAGCAGCAGAGUGGAGCCACAUGGGGGGCCCUCACUGUGCGCAGGCUCAGGAAGCACAUGGAGUAGCCCUAGUUCAUCAUGACCCUCACAACCUCAGGAGGGGUCGUGCGGGGCAGCCAGCAGGAGAUAGAUGCCCCUCCCCACACCUGCCCCAGCUCCCGUGAGUUUAGCUCAGUGGGGGGUGCUUAUCUAGCAUACACAAAGCCCUGGGUUCCAUCCCCAGCACCACAUAAAACUGGGCACGGUGGGUCAUCCCUGUAAUCCCAGUACUCGGGUGGUAGAUGCAAGAGGAUCAGAAGUUCAAGGUCAUCCUUGGCUGCAUAGUGAUUUUGAGGCCAGCCUAAACUACAUGAGCCUUGUCUCAAAAAAGAGAAGAAAAGAAAAAAAAAAAAGAAAUCAACUCCUGUCGAGUCUGAGUUCUGUUCAUUUCUGCACAGGUACAAUAGAUGACUUUAUUUGUUUAAAAUGUUUAAUAUAUAUACAUAUACAUAUAGAUAUAUAUAUAUAUAUUUGUCCAUAAGAAUUGUUUUUAAGCAGCUGCUGUAGGGUACCUUUAAAAAAAAAUCUUCCAGUGGAGCAUAUUUUCAAAGCACAAAAUUGGUGCCAAGACAAUAUGAGGAAUGUAAAUUACCCCCUUCAUAUUGUGAAAAUUUUGUGUUUUUGGAGAAGGGGUUUUACCUGGCAGACUUUGAAGAUUUCUCUUGCUCCUGUUUAGGGCGGGUCAUGUUCACUUGUAUAGAUCUCAGCUUGUGGCCUUGACCCAGCUGUUCCCCACAGAUGGGAUGCUGAGGAAUUGCUGGGCCCUCUGCACCCCUCUCUCUCCCAACACCCUGGGACUGCCCACCCAUCCUGCUUUCCUAACAGCCUAGAGCCUUGUGGUAUGUAUAGUUUUGAAACUCCCAUUCUAUUUUAUGAUGAUUCAUAAUAGUGCCCUAAUAAAGAAAAGUUUGUUAAAAUACGAAA
Jaculus jaculus (lesser Egyptian jerboa) is the source of this 3153-nucleotide messenger RNA. RefSeq names its product splA/ryanodine receptor domain and SOCS box containing 1 (gene Spsb1). Gene Ontology annotation, molecular function: protein binding. The transcript has 3 exons. NCBI's taxonomy places the organism in Eukaryota, Metazoa, Chordata, Mammalia, Rodentia, Dipodidae. Gene Ontology annotation, cellular component: SCF ubiquitin ligase complex. Gene Ontology annotation, biological process: proteasome-mediated ubiquitin-dependent protein catabolic process. The record is from RefSeq and is a predicted model, not a curated record. The coding region runs from base 330 to 1151 and encodes 273 amino acids.